GGCUUUAUCACAUGUUUAGGUGGAGCCAGAAAAUAUUUGAAAAUGUAUAAGUGCAUGCUGAUGUUGAACACCAUGGAUAAAAUAAUGUACGAUGCUCAGCGUCAAGGUAGAAUAUCAUUUUACAUGACCAACUACGGAGAGGAGGCCACCCUCGCUAGUGCUGCUGUGUUAGCCGACACUGACCUCAUCUAUGGACAAUAUAGGGAAGCAGGUGUGCUGCUGUACAGGGGCUUUGAGUUACACCAAUUCAUGGAUCAAUGUUAUGGAAACUGUGAUGAUAAAGGUCUAGGGAGGCAGAUGCCUAUACAUUAUGGCUCCAGAAAACUGAACUUUGUUACUCUCUCAUCUCCAUUGGCAACUCAGAUGCCUCAAGCUGUUGGCUCAGCAUAUGCACUCAAACGAGCCAAGAAUGGGAAUUGUGUCAUUGUAUACUUCGGCGAAGGUGCUGCCAGUGAGGGAGAUGCCCAUGCUGCUUUCAAUUUUGCUGCUACGUUAGAGUGCCCAGUCAUAUUUUUCUGUCGCAACAACGGAUAUGCAAUCUCCACACCAAGCAGUGAGCAGUACAGGGGAGACGGUAUUGCAGGUCGAGCUGAAGGUUACGGCAUCAUAGCAGCGAUCCGGGUUGAUGGUAACGACGUUACUGGCAGUUUACAACGGUUACAAAAAGCUGCAAGACAGUAUGCUGUCAAAGAAAACAAACCUGUUAUAAUUGAAGCUAUGACCUACAGGGUUGGUCACCACAGCACAUCUGACGACAGCAGUGCCUACAGGCCAGUGGAGGAAGUGCAGCAGUGGGAACAGGACAGCCCAAUAGCCAGGUUCAGGCUUUAUCUUGAGGCUCAGGGCUGGUGGAAUUCUCAGGCUCAGCAGGAGUUUCUUACCUCAGCCAAGAAACAGGUGAGAACUGAUAACAUCUUCUGUACAUUGUGA
Messenger RNA from Homalodisca vitripennis (glassy-winged sharpshooter), 930 nucleotides. RefSeq names its product 2-oxoisovalerate dehydrogenase subunit alpha, mitochondrial-like. Gene Ontology annotation, biological process: branched-chain amino acid catabolic process. Gene Ontology annotation, molecular function: oxidoreductase activity, acting on the aldehyde or oxo group of donors, disulfide as acceptor. The record is from RefSeq and is a predicted model, not a curated record. NCBI's taxonomy places the organism in Eukaryota, Metazoa, Arthropoda, Insecta, Hemiptera, Cicadellidae.